Messenger RNA from Drosophila ficusphila, 3099 nucleotides. RefSeq names its product agrin. Gene Ontology annotation, molecular function: protein binding. Lineage: Eukaryota; Metazoa; Arthropoda; Insecta; Diptera; Drosophilidae. The record is from RefSeq and is a predicted model, not a curated record. The coding region runs from base 973 to 2979 and encodes 668 amino acids. Gene Ontology annotation, biological process: cell differentiation; multicellular organism development. The transcript has 4 exons.
UUGUCAAACCUUUCAGACGCAGUUGGAGCUAAGCUUUCCGAGAUUUCUGAGCGACGACACUACAAAGGCCUAACAAAAAAGCGAGAGGAAAAUAAACAAAAAAAAAGAAAAUAAAAAACGAAGAAGACAAUACAAAUUGUACAAAUCGGAUGCAAGCGCGUGUGUGUUGGUGUCCAUUCAUUCGUUCAAAGCGCGCAAGAAUAACAAUAAAUAAAACACAAAAUGCAGUCGCAGAUGCAGUCGGCGUCGCAGUAAACGUCAGCAGAGACGUCGGCCGAGGCAGAGGCAGUGGCAGAAACAGUAGCAGCAUCCGAUUCCAAAAGAGAUCAUUUUUCAUAUGCGAAUCGAAACUCGAAGAGCGCGCAUCAAAGCCAAAUUCAAACGGCGAAAGAGUAACGAACAAAAACGAAUUGUCUUGUGUGCAUAAUACGAAAUAAAAAAAAAUUACAAAAGAAAACCCCUGGCAGAACGUAAUUGAAAUCAAAUUAAAGGCGGGCCGUGCAAAAAUAAAAAAGAAUUAAGCCGAGGCGAUAAAAAAGAAAUUAUGCUCCAUUGUGCGAUUGUGUGAGAGGUCAAGUGCCCGGCGGCAAGAGACAAAAAGAGAUAGAUGCAAGUUUAAUGUUAAUAGGCGAACGAAUGAACUCAUAAAAGGGCAAAAGAGAGGGCAAUACGAGGAAGCAAGAAGAAGAAGAGCAGGCCAAGCCCAAAUGACCGCAAGAAUACCGUUAAUUCGAACAGCUUCAGCGGUAUUACGAGCAUUUAUAUAGACCUAAUACAGAGAAAAAGAAGAAAAGAGAGAAAAAAACUUUCUUCACACAUAACCAGUGAACUUCCAGACGCAUAAAAGUUUGCUACUAUUUCAAUUUCAAUUGUUAACGAGCGAAAGCGCCGCCCGUCACGCACAACAAAAACAACUAAAUAAACUACUAAAUACAACAACAAAUAGAAGGAAAAGUGCAGCAGACAGCGAAAAUGUACCAGUCGCAGCAGCAGAAACAGCAUCUCCAUUUCGACUUCCAUCCCCCCGCCGUAAAAGCCAAAACCCAAAUGGAGGUGGCCCACAGCGAGACCCACAGAUUUAGCCAGACCGAAAGCCAGAUCAAGAGCUGCGGCCCAAGUCCCGACCACAUGCACGACCGCAGUCCCAGUCGACAGCUGUUUGGCGCACUGCUGGCCGUGUUCAUGUUGGCGGCAUUAGCGUCAACCGCCAAUGGCGCUGUGACUGACUCCCCAAUCAAAAUAAUCCGGCUGCCGGCACAAGCGCCAGUUAUCCGCUACCGGAGUGCGGAUGCGGCGCCGGACUCACUGCUGAUCAACUACCGCCAGGAUGCCCAGCCGGAGUUGUCCUCGACGUUGAUGCAAGCGCCUGGCGCUGCCGCGGCUGCCCUGGAGUCCCUGCUGCGCGAGGAGACGGAGCAGCAGCAGCUGGCGCAGAUGGGCAGGCGGAAUCGGGCCAGCUCGGCGACCACCGGCAAUUGCCCUCGAUCCUGUCCACCGAGCAUUACCGUCGGAGCCGAACCCGUGUGCGGCAGCGAUGGUCUGAUCUACGCCAAUCUGUGUGAGCUGCGCAAGAAGACCUGCUCCCGCAGUGGAGUGUCCUUGAUCAAGGAUGUUCGCGACGGCUGCGAGCGAUCGAAGGGUUCGGAUUGCAAGCACCGCUGCAGCACGGAGAAGGAUCCGGUUUGUGGAACAGACGGAAGGACCUAUCUGAAUCGCUGCAUGCUGAGGGUGCAAUCCUGUCGGGUGGGCUUGGCCGCCGUGAAACUCUCGCACGUGGGUCCUUGCAGCAAUACAAGUGCUGUGCGUGAAUCAUGCCCAGUGGAUUGUAACAGUGCUCCGAAGGAUGGACCCGUUUGCUCGUCCGAUGGCAAUGUGUACAACUCAACGUGCGAGAUGAAGCUGCACACAUGCGGACAAGGUGUGGUGAAAACGAGCAGGAAGCACUGCCAAUCCACGAGGAUGUGCCGGGAGUCCUGCUGGCGGGUGGCCAGGCCAACUUGCGGCUCUGAUGGUCGUCUGUAUGCGAGUCCCUGCAAGAUGCGCUCCUCCAAUUGUGGAAAGCAUGUCUUCGAGGUUCCUCUGUCCUUCUGCAUGCCGCAGGAGAGGCAUGGAAGUGCCUCCGAUGCCUGUCCCACCGAGUGUCCUAAAGCAGAGUCGGAUCCUUCAUCGCAGUACGUGUGUGGAAGUGAUGGAAACAUUUACUCAUCGCUCUGCGAACUCAAAAUGCUCAACUGCGGACCCCAGCGCAAAUCAAUUCAAAAAGUGAGCAUGGACAAGUGCAAGAAUAGACUAACUCGGUGCAAGCAACUGCCUCCUUGCAAGGACUUUAACAGCCUGUUUGGAUCCAUAUUCAGUUCAAAGCGAAACGAUAAGCUUUGCGGCACGGAUGCGAAGACUUAUAACAAUGAGUGUGAAUUGGCCCAUGCCACCUGUUUACGCGGCGUUAAUCUGGCCCACAUUGGCCCCUGCACGGAUCUCAAUUCGCCGACGAAGGACUGCGGGGAUGCCUGCACCCGCGCGGAUUUGGAGCAGCAGCCGGUGUGCGGAUCGGACGGCAACACCUUCGCCUCCAUGUGCGAGUUUAAGCGGCGCACUUGCAACCUACGUGUGGUGCCCGUUUCGCUGAAGAAUUGCGCCCUGACCGCCGACUGUGAGUCGGAUUGUGAUGCCCAGCCGCCGAGCUUCGUCUGUGGAUCGGAUAACAACCUGUACAAGUCCGAGUGCCACAUGCGAAAGGAGAACUGUGGCAAGCACGUGUUCGUGGUCCCACUGAAGCGCUGCCUGGCCGCCUUCCAGCUGAAGGGAUGUGCCCGCAUCUGCCCGAGGGAAUUCGAGCCCGUUUGCGGCAGCGACAAUAAGACGUACUUGAACGACUGCUUCCUGGAGAUCGAGAACUGCAGGGCGAACCAGACGGUCAACGUCAACUACUACGGCGCCUGUGGCCGCCCCGAAGCACCAUCCACUAACUUCCUCUACUAGGAUGUUUGCGUGGCGCCUUCAAUUCACUUGGCAUUUAAUAUUUUUAGGCUAUAGUCUUGUAUUGUACUUUUUUUAAAAUCGAUAUUUAUUGAGUUUGAAUUAAAGCCCCCAACGAACUUA